This is a messenger RNA of Funneliformis caledonium, 207 nucleotides long. Lineage: Eukaryota; Fungi; Glomeromycota; Glomeromycetes; Glomerales; Glomeraceae. The record is from the annotation of a GenBank genome assembly.
AUGGUUCUAUUAUCUUCAAUGGUUGAUGAUCCUAGGGCACCGGUUAUGAACAAUUUCCCAAAUCAUGUCUGCAUAAAUUCAAUUGUCCCUUUGUUAGGACAUUCUUCACAUCUGAUGCCCGAAUCAACGUUUGCAUAUUUUGUACUCUCGAUUUUGUCACCUCGUAGUUCAUUGGUACUUCGCAAUAAAUUAAUGCAUCCAUCAUGA